Messenger RNA from Rosa chinensis, 1842 nucleotides. RefSeq lists its product as uncharacterized. The transcript has 12 exons. Gene Ontology annotation, cellular component: nucleus; cytoplasm; plasma membrane. Lineage: Eukaryota; Viridiplantae; Streptophyta; Magnoliopsida; Rosales; Rosaceae. Gene Ontology annotation, biological process: endocytosis; endosomal transport. The coding region runs from base 52 to 1827 and encodes 591 amino acids. The record is from RefSeq and is a predicted model, not a curated record.
ACAGAGGUUCUAAAGCAGGUGUGGGACUUAUCUGAUCAGGAUAAUGACAGCAUGCUUUCCUUGAGAGAGUUCUGCUUUUCUCUCUAUUUGAUGGAACGUUACAGGGAAGGUCGGCCUCUUCCAGCUACACUUCCAAGCAAUGUUAUGUUGGAUGAGACACUGCUGUCAAUGACAGGUCAACCAAAAGUGGGUUAUGGAAAUGCAGCUUGGAGUCCCCACCCUUGCUUUGGACAACAUCAAGGGAUGCAAGGUUCCCAGAUGAUGCCACCUGGCACUGGUUUGAGGCCACCAAUUCAGGGAAACGCCCCUCAGGCUGAUCGUACACUGCAACCGAAUCAGCAAAAUUUGAGGGUGCCAGGGAUGGAGGGCUUGGCUCAAAACCAGCUUGACAAUGGGAAGCAGGAUUCAGCCAACUCAAGACCUCAGGACCCUAAUGGUGCAGGGAAAGAGGUUGAAGAAACUGAGAAUGUGAUUUUGGACUCAAGAGAGAAGAUUGAGUUCUAUCGCACGAAAAUGCAGGAGCUUGCUCUGUAUAAAAGCAGAUGUGAUAACAGAUUAAAUGAGAUCACAGAAAGGGCACUGGCAGACAAGCGUGAGGCUGAACUACUGGGUAAGAAGUAUGAAGAGAAAUAUAAACAAGUGGCAGAAAUAGCAUCUAAGUUAACCAUUGAAGAGGCCACCUUUCGUGAAGUUCAGAGGAAGAUGGAAUUGCAUCAAGCAAUUGUUAAAAUGGAGCAAGGAGGUAGUGCUGAUGGUAUCCUUCAGGUCCGAGCUGAUCGUAUACAAUAUGAUCUUGAGGAGCUAAUAAAGGCUCUUACUGAACGUUGCAAGAAACAUGGGCUAGACAUGAAGUCAGCUGCAAUAAUUGAGCUUCCAACUGGUUGGCAACCUGGAAUUCAAGACGGAGCAGCUGUUUGGGACGAAGAUUGGGACAAGUUUGAAGAUGAAGGAUUUGGCAAUGAUCUCAUAAUUGAUUCCUCAACAAAAUCUGUCCAGAGAGAAAAGGCUUCCCCAGAUCGUAGUUCAACUGCUGAUUCAUCAUCGGUUACUGAUGGAAAGUCAGGAAUUUCUUACAGCAAUGGUGAUCAUGCACAUGAAAGUGAAUCUGUUUUCACCCACGGUGAAGAUGAACAUGUAAGAAGUCCCAAUGGCAGUCUAGCUGGAACGACUGCUGUUGACAGCCCGUCUCGAGACUUCUCAGACAUCCACUAUGGUAAAAAUUCCGAAGCAGAUGGAGAAACACACGGAAGUUUUGAUGAAUCGACCUGGGGUGGUGCCUUUGACAAUAAUGAUGAUAUUGAUUCUGUUUGGGGAUUUAAUACUGACAAGGGCAAGGGCACAGAUUCUGAGAAGCACAGAGAUUUCUUUGGAUCUGAUGACUAUGGUGUCAACCCAGUAAGAACUGGGUCCCCCAAUGCAGAUACCGCCUUUCAGAAGAAGAGCAUUUUCUUUGAAGACUCUGUUCCUAGCACACCAGUCUCGAGGUUUGCCAACUCGCCAAGAUAUAGUGAGGCUGGGGAUCACUACUUUGACAAUUUCUCAAGGUUUGAUUCAUUCAGCAGCAGGCAAGACAGUGGUUUUUCUUCUCAACCUGAGAGGUUCACAAGGUUUGAUUCCAUGAAUAGCACUAGAGAUUUCGGUCACUCAAGGUUGGAUUCCAUAAGCAGCAGCAAAGACUUUGGCCAAAGUCAUGGCCUCACAAGGUUCGAUUCCAUAAACAGCACAAAAGAUUUCGGCCACAGUACAUACUCUUUCGAUGACGCAGAUCCAUUUGGCUCUUCGAGUCAAAAUCCAAAGAAGGGAUCUGAUAAUUGGAAUGCUUUCUAACCGGCAAUCCACUGU